Molecule: messenger RNA, 1047 nt
Organism: Pistacia vera
Lineage: Eukaryota; Viridiplantae; Streptophyta; Magnoliopsida; Sapindales; Anacardiaceae
Product: UPF0481 protein At3g47200-like
Exons: 1
Coding region: 1-1047 (348 amino acids)
Source: RefSeq, a predicted model, not a curated record
AUGGAAAUGGAAAAAAGAAGGUAUAUGAAAAGUUUUCUUGAACGUAUAACUGUCAAGAAACAAGAUGAAAUUUUAAGUUUCAUUAAAGACAAUGAAAAAAACAUUCGUAAUUGUUACGCAGAGACAUCUAAGCUUGGGAGUCUUGAAUACAUAAUGAUGAUUCUAUAUGAUGCUAUCUUCAUUAUAGAAAUCUUCUUAAGGAAUAUAAGUGAUGAAGGUACAAGUGAUUCAUUUCUAUCUAUAGCAACACUAAGAUAUAAUCUAGGCUCAGACUUGGAAUUACUUGAGAAUCAACUUCCAUACUUUGUCCUUGAGGGAAUAUUUAAGUUAGCUUUUGUUGGCUCUUGCGCAUGCAUACCUAACUUCAUGGACCUUUCUCUUCGUUUCUUCAAUUCUGCAAGUUUGGCAUUGACUACUCCUCAAUUUCCAAUUAAACAUUUCACGGAUUGGAAAAGAAAUACUCUAUUGAAAAAUUACCCAAUAUCCGGUCAAGCCAACGGAUAUAUUAAAGAUUUACCAUGUGCAACAAAACUGCAUGAGUCGGGAGUGAAGUUUAAGAAAAUUGUAGGAGAACACAAGUUAAUAAGAUUUGAAAAGCAAUUACAUGAGUUGCAACUACCAUGUUUCAAAGUAGUCGAUGGGACUGAAUGUGUACUUAGAAACGUUAUAGCUUUGGAGCAAUGUCAUUACCCACGGGAUACUCAUUUUUGCAAUUAUAUAAAGCUAAUGGAUUUCCUAAUCAAUACUGAGAAAGAUGUGGAUUUGCUUGCUGAAUGUGGAAUUAUUUACUGUUAUGCUAGGGACAAUGCUUCAACAGCUGAUAUGUUUAACAAACUUUGCCGAUGUACUGGUUUAAGCCCAACCUCUUACUAUGUAAUGUCCGAGGAACUCAAAGAACACUGUAACAGUGGUUGGAACAAAACGAUGGCAACUUUAAGAAGAGUUUAUUUCAGCAAUCUGUGGAGAGGCACAGGAACGGUUGCAGCAGUUAUACUUCUAGUGCUCACUGUCAUUCAGACCAUAUGUUCUAUCUAUCAAUUUGUGUGA